Molecule: messenger RNA, 1242 nt
Organism: Amphimedon queenslandica
Lineage: Eukaryota; Metazoa; Porifera; Demospongiae; Haplosclerida; Niphatidae
Product: E3 ubiquitin-protein ligase RNF13-like
Exons: 1
Coding region: 28-1155 (375 amino acids)
Source: RefSeq, a predicted model, not a curated record
UAAUACUGCUUACAUCAUUUUGUAGCAAUGGCAGCUGUACUAGUCUUUGUCAUCGUCUUGUUAUACUCCCCUUUUGUACUGAGUGGAGUCACUAUAGGCGUUAUUUGUGACUCUGAUUGUCCUUCUGUCAAAUCCUAUUCCAUGUUCGGCCUUUUUUCAGCCCCCUAUGCUAAUCUGAACGAAAAAGGCGCUACAGAUGGAUACUACCUCAAUUAUCACAACCAGAGCGAUGAUACGUCCGUAACCUGUGACAAGCUGAGUCCUCCUCUUCCUCCACCACCACUUAUAAACAUAAGCUCUGAUCCAGAGUUUAUUCUCUUGUUGGACAAUUACAGUCACUGUAUGUUAGAACGAAUGCUCUUAGCUAGAGCGGUUGGUUAUGAUGCCAUACUCUCUUACACUGUCGAUGAUACUAAUAUCACUAUCACUGAACCAAUCAUUAACACAGGUAUCCCUAUCGCUCUCGUUCAAUAUCGCUACGUCAAUAGCAUUAAAAACUUGACCUACGACUAUUCAUAUAUUAGUAUUACUGUGGAUGGAUCGAUACUGAGUGGAGCCAUUGUCAUAACCACCAUCUUUGUUUCGUUCGUCUCUUGUUUCUGCUGCAUAUGUACACUCUGCUGCCUCUGCUGUAAAAUAUAUCGGGACAAUCGUGACCCAACCUUUGAGCCACUCCUCAGAGAAGACGGCUCACGGUAUCGGAGCAGACAAGAGUUAAUUGAAAGUAUACUGAACCACCUCCAGCAAAUGGAGAACGAGCUAGGAACUCAGACUCCUCUUGGACAAAACCAAAUCGAUAAGUUUCCCAAGAGAGAGUAUUCAGGGGAAGGAACAGAGAGGGACACUACUUGUUGCGUGUGUGUCGAUGACUUUAAACCAGGUCAGGAGGUACGCCAGUUACCAUGCCAACACAUAUUUCAUCCUUCUUGUAUUGAUGAGUGGUUGAGCGAUCACAGUUCGGUCUGUCCACUUUGUAAGAUGGACCUUAGAGAAGCUAAUAAUGAUUCCACUAGUAAUCCUUCAAGACGUUUUCAGGAGCGACAGAUGGAAAGGGCUGCAGCUAGAAAUAAUGCUAGAGACAGAAGUUUAACUGACUAUAGCAGCUCUGAUAAUUCUGUUGAUAGUAGAAGAGCCCAAUCAUCAAUACCUGCUUGAGCUGACAUUAUAAUACUACUGCGUGUUCAAUGUUCAUUGUGUUUUGGAGCUCAACUUUUUUUAAAUAAAAAAUUAAUAAUGAAUUAU